UUAUUUUAUGAUUAUCUCCCAUGAAAGAAGGAGAAGAGAAAGUUGCAUAAGUUGAUACUGCUUUGAUUCUGAGGGUUAUGCUGUUCGUUUUUAAUGUUUAGACGUAUAUUUUCUAAUUCUAUCAUCACAAGAAACGGUGAUUCAUUUUCAUUGCAAACUUCUUCAGUAAAUACACGACCAAGUAACUUUUUGAAAUGUGGUUGUCUUGUCAUUUGGAGAUGUGCUGCAUUCCUGCAUAGGAAAACUACAGGCAUGACAACUCUAGAAACGUUGAACUUUGAUAACUUAGCCUUAAGAUCCCUCCCUAUCGAUACAGUAACUGACAAUUAUGUUAGAUCUGUAGCUGGGGCUUGCUUUUCAAAAGUAAAGCCAACUCCAGUAGACAAGCCAUCACUAGUUGCAGUUUCCCAGCCAGCAUUAGACUUGUUAGGUAUCCCACCAUCAGAAACAAACAGGGAUGAUUUUGUACAAUAUUUCAGUGGAAAUAAACUGUUACCUGGAAGUGAUCCAGCUGCACACUGCUAUUGUGGGCACCAGUUUGGUUAUUUUUCAGGGCAAUUGGGAGAUGGGGCUACAAUGUAUUUAGGAGAAGUAAUUAACAAAAGUGGUGAAAGAUGGGAGAUCCAGUUCAAAGGAGCAGGGAAGACUCCCUAUUCCAGAACGGCAGAUGGUAGAAAAGUUUUAAGGAGUACAAUUAGAGAAUUUUUAUGCAGUGAAGCCAUUCACCAUCUUGGAAUUUCUACAACUCGAGCAGGAACAUGUGUCACCUCAGAAAGUACAGUAGUCAGAGAUAUAUUUUAUUCUGGUGAUCCAAUAGAUGAAAAAUGUACUGUUGUAUUAAGAAUUGCUCCAACAUUUCUCAGGUUUGGAUCUUUUGAGAUUUUUAAGACUCUGGACCCACAGACAGGAAGGGCUGGACCCAGUGUUGGCAGAAAUGAUAUUCUGAUACAGAUGCUAGAUUAUACAGUCCAAACAUUUUAUCCUGAGAUCUGGGAUAAGCACAAAUCUGAUAAACACACCAUGUAUAUAGAGAUGUAUAAAGAAGUGAUCAGAAGGACAGCCAGGCUGGUAGCAGAAUGGCAAUGUGUUGGAUGGUGCCACGGUGUCUUGAACACAGACAACAUGAGUAUAGUAGGAUUAACUAUAGACUAUGGACCUUUUGGUUUUAUGGAUAAAUUUGACCCAAACUACAUCUGUAAUGGUUCAGAUGAUAGUGGAAGAUAUUCAUACAAAAACCAGCCAGAUAUUUGUAAAUGGAAUUGCAUGAAAUUAGGAGAGGCGAUUCAAGGAGCAGUACCUCUGACAGAAACAAAACCCCAUUUAGAUAUUUUUGAUGAGGUUUACAGUGACUAUAUGAAGCAAAAAAUCAGGAAAAAGUUUGGUUUAUUAAAUAAAGAAUUAGAAACAGACAAGGAUAUUUAUGAUUCUUUCUUAGAAACAAUGCAAAAAACUGGAGCAGACUUCACAAAUUGUUUUAGAUGUCUGAGUAUGCUCCCUUUACCAGGCUCUCCUGACUUUCAAGCCAAAUUAAAGGAUGUGAAAGAAUAUAUCCUCACACAGUGUUCUACAUUAGAAGAAUUGAAAUCAAUGCAUAAACCUGAGAUGGAUCAAAGGCAAUUACAAGCCUUCCUUGCCAUGGUACAGUCAAAUCCAGGAUUAGUGAAUGCCUUAGGCAGGAAUUUUGCUUCCAUUACUAGAGAUUUGGAAAAAUUGGAAAAAAUUAAAGAAAUGGAGGACAAGACUGAUGAAGAUCAAAGAAAAACAAACGAGGAAGCUUGGGAUUCAUGGUUAAAGAAAUAUGUAGAAAGAUUGAAUAAAGAGGUGGAAGGAAAGACAGAUUUAAUUCAAGCCAAUGCAGAGAGAGUCAGAGUCAUGAAUUCUAAUAACCCAAGAUUCAUCUUGAGGAACUACAUUGCUCAGAAUGCCAUCAAGGCAGCAGAAAAGGGAGAUUACUCUGAAGUUAGAAGAGUUGUGAAGUUACUGGAAAAUCCUUACAAUGAUGAAGUUGACCUGGGUGACCUUGCUUUGCCACAGCAAGUUGGAAAUGCAUCAAAGUCAAAAGAUGAUAAAUUUUCUGAUGGAGGAGCAACUAGUUCAAAGUCAAAAGGAACUGGUGAAUUGAGAAGUUACACUGGAAUGUUGUAUGAAAGCAAGCCUCCUGAUUGGUCAUUAGAUCUAAAGGUCACAUGAUCAUCGUAAAGACCACUGUUACUAUUCCAUAGACAGGCAAAAUAAAUCAACCAACUUAUGUUAAGCUUGGAACAUUAAUUUAAUGCUGUAUAUUAUAAGUUAUAUCAAGAACUGUUUGUCUGUGGUGUGAGCAGUGGUCAUAUUUUGUAUGCAGGAUAACAAUUCAGAUGUUUCUGAUAAAAUGACGAUACCUGUCAAAAUUUGAAUAUUCAAAUGGCAGGUAUCUGAUAGUGAUCCCUGUGUACUGAUCAUAUAUUUUAUUUUUAUGAAUAACUGUAAAAUUCUUAAAAAAACUGUGUACUGUUCAUAUAGAUAUAUUAGAUUUUUUUUAUGAACAACAGAAUCACUCUUACAAAUUGAUGUAAUAACAGCAGACCCUUACUUGUGAUAUGUAAUAAAUUUUGUAAAAUUA
Molecule: messenger RNA, 2602 nt
Organism: Mytilus trossulus (common blue mussel)
Lineage: Eukaryota; Metazoa; Mollusca; Bivalvia; Mytilida; Mytilidae
Product: protein adenylyltransferase SelO, mitochondrial-like
Exons: 13
Coding region: 94-2190 (698 amino acids)
Source: RefSeq, a predicted model, not a curated record